GAAUCUGAUUGGUCAUCGCUGCCGACGACCUUUGACCUGUAAUCAAACCGCUAGAUUUGAUGUGAUCUGAGUCUGAGAGGAUGAAGGUUUUCCCAGUUUGAGAUGUACAAAGCCUAAGCUAUUCAAGAGAAAAAUGGAUCCAGGCAAAGUGAAGAGCUUGCUGAAUUUUGUGAACUCACUCGGAGUAGGAGAGGUCAUUGAAUCAUUACAUCAGUUGAAAGAUGGGAGGCAUUUCAUCUCCAUGAUUAAAAUCCUUUCGGAAAAAGAAAUCCCAGACUGUGAUAAUCCUAUGCAAUGCUAUCGCUUCAUUCUGAAGUAUUUAGAAGGGUUCUAUCAAUCAUCCCUCAAGUUCCUGGUGGACUUCUCCCAGAUCGUCAAUGGCCCCAGCAUCUCGGAAGUGGCAAAGGUCACCGCCCUGCUGCUUUGUGCUGCCAUUCAGAGUGAGAAGGUCAAGAUCUUUGUGGAUGCCAUCACCGAGCUUGACCUCUUGACCCAGAAUGACCUGAAGGAAAUCAUCCAGUAUAUUGUGGUCCAAGAGAGUAGCCACAAACUCCGUACAGACUUUGCAGAUAUUCUUCAUCGACGAGGUUGCCCGCCACUUACAAAUAUUGUUGAGUUUAUUCCGACUGCAAAUAUCCAGACAGGGGAUAGUUCAGGUGACUCUUCCCGUGGUGUCCUAACCCCGAUGGAGCCGGGCACUCCUGUCCCAAGAACGGUGUCCUCUUCGUCGGCGUUCUCCAACUCUCCCAUGUCUCCAGUCCAUAACCUGAUCAACUCUCCCUAUAUGGUCAGCAAGCUGAAUAAUCGCAGGCUCCACGAUCGAGUGCGUAGCCUGGAAUCGAAGAUAGCUUCUGAGACAGCUCUGAGGCAGGAUCUUGAAGCCGAGAUUGUGGAAAAAAACUCUGUCAUCGGCAACAAAGACAGCCAGCUGCGUGAGCUGAAUCAGAAGGUCAAAGAACUGAAUAAGCUGAAGGAUGAGGUCGACGAACUCCAAGCGGUUCAAGCGGAACUGCAGAAGAGUACGAGAGAAAACACCAGAUUGAGGAAGCUGUUGGAGCAGAAAGCCGAGCUGAAGACCGACAACGCACACCUAGAGAAAGAGAAUAAGGAGUUGCAUUCAGAGAGACAAGAACUCAAGCACAUGAUGAAAGACCACAGCGCUAUCAAGAACCAGUUCGAGGAGACGCGGGUCCGGCUGCGUCGUUCGGAACUCAAUCUCGGCGAGCUCCACAGGGAGAACUGCCGCCUGACGGACGAGUUGGAGUGCGCCAUGAAAGAGAGACAGGAACUGACUUACAUGAUGGACACCAGUCAGCAGAUGUACAAGGAAAAGAUUGCCCUGCUCGAGGAGCAGCUCAUGCAAGCCUCAACGAGCCCUGUUGAGGGAGAGUCUUUGGGUAUCAUCGCUGAGCAGCGUGUCUCUGAGCUGGAGCUAGAGCUAGAGAAGAUCCGUAUGACCUGGAUCCGUCCCGAAGUCCACCAGAAGAUGAAAAGCCUGUACGAAGAAGCUUGCCAAACUGCUCAGACAUAUGAGACUAAACUGAAAGAGAUCCAGAAGGAAUACUCACUUGCUACUCAUCGCAUGUCUGAACUGGAGCAGGAAGUGAAGGUGUUGAGCGGAGCCAACGAUCAAGUACUGCAGCUGAAGCAGGAGGCAGAGGCACAACUCCAGCAUGCAUUGGCAUUGUAUUCAGGUCUCCAGGAGGACAUGCAGAAAUUGGAGAUGAAAAUGAAAGAAGAAGGGCAGGAGAGAGAGGCCCAAUACCAAAAAGUCCAUGAACUGUCUGAAAAGCAGAAUAACGAACUCAAGACCAAAAUUGAUGCUUUAUUGAAUGAGUUGGAGGAAAAGGGCAGACAAACAUUGAAUUUGGAAACCAAAAUGAAAGAAGAUCGAGAGAAGAAAGAUGCUCAAUUCUCUGAAGCUCGUGAUCUCCUUGAGAAGCUCCAGUCUCAAAAUGACUCUCUAAACAUUGAGCUUGUAAAGAAAGAACAAUACUUGAUGAAAAUGAAACAAGAAGGGGAGGAGAAAGAGGCCCAAUACCAAAAAGUCCACGAACUGUCUGAAAAGCAGAAUAAAGAACUUAAGACCAAAAUUGAUGCUUUAUUGAAUGAGUUGGAGGAAAAGGGCAGACAGACAUUAAAUUUGGAUACCAAAAUGAAAGAAGAUCAAGAGAAGAAAGAUGCCCAAUUGUCUGAAGCUCGUGAUCUUCUUGAGAAGCUUCAGUCUCAGAAAGACUCUCUAAACCUUGAGCUUGUAAAUAGAGAACAAUACUUGAUGAAAAUGAAACAAGAAGGGGAGGAGAAAGAGGCCCAAUACCAAAAAGUCCACAAAUUGUCUGAAAAGCAGAAUAACGAACUCAAGACCAAAAUUGAUGCUUUAUUGAAUGAGUUAGAGGAAAAGGGCAGACAAACAUUGAAUUUGGAAACCAAGAUGAAAGAAGAUCGAGAGAAGAAAGAUGCUCAAUUCUCUGAAGCUCGUGAUCUCCUUGAGAAGCUCCAGUCUCAAAAUGACUCUCUAAACCUUGAGCUUGUAAAGAAAGAACAAUACUUGAUGAAAAUGAAACAAGAAGGGGAGGAGAAAGAGGCCCAAUACCAAAAAGUCCACGAACUGUCUGAAAAGCAGAAUAAAGAACUCAAGUCCAAAAUUGAUGCUUUAUUGAAAAAGUUGGAGGAAAACGGCGGCCAAACAUUGAAUUUGGAAACCAAAAUGAAAGAAGAUCAAGAGAAGAAAGAUGCCCAAUUCUCUGAAGCUCGUGAUCUUCUUGAGAAGCUCCAGUCUCAAAAUGACUCUCUAAACCUUGAGCUUGUAAAGAAAGAGCAAAACUUGAUGAAAAUGAAACAAGAAGGGGAGGAGAAAGAGGCCCAAUACAAAAAAGUCCACGAACUGUCUGAAAAGCAGAAUAAAGAACUCGAGACCAAAAUUGAUGCUUUAUUGAAAGAGUUGGAGGAAAAGGGCGGCCAAACAUUGAAUUUGGAAACCAAAAUGAAAGAAGAUCGAGAGAAGAAAGAUGCCCAAUUCUCUGAAGCUCGUGAUCUUCUUGAGAAGCUCCAGUCUCAAAAUGACUCUCUAAACCUUGAGCUUGUAAAGAAAGAGCAAAACUUGAUGCAAAUGAAACAAGAAGGGGAGGAGAAAGAGGCCCAAUACAAAAAAUUCCACGAACUGUCUGAAAAGCAGAAUAAAGAUCUCAAGACCAAAAUUGAUGCUUUAUUGAAUGACUUGGAGGGAAAGGGCAGACACACAUUAAAUUUGGAAACCAAAAUGAAAGAAGAUCGAGAGAAGAAAGAUGCCCAAUUCUCUGAAGCUCGUGAUCUUCUUGAGAAGCUCCAGUCUCAGAAUGACUCUCUAAACCUUGAGCUUAUAAAGAAAGAACAAUACUUGCAAGACACUCAAAAUGAGUUGCAGGCAGUGAUCAAAGAGAGCGAUUCCCUACUCCAGAAGGCUGAUGCUCGCAUCACAGACCUGGAAUGCAAGAGCAGGAGGAUGGAGCAGGAUUUGGAAAGUGGCAGCGAAGUCCUGCGGGUGGCUGAAAAGAAGAUCAAAGAAGACAACACUGAGAACGAACUCAAACUCAAGACCAUGGGCACCCGGGUGUUGGAUCUGCAAAGGCAAAAUCACCUCCUGAAGCAAGAUCUGGAUAAGAAGCUGGAAGAUUGGCUGGUCACGGAGGAGAAGAUGAAGCAGGAGAAGGAGGCGAUUACAACAGAGCUCGGUCAGGCUUCGGUCAAGAUAGAGAUGCUGGAGCAAAAGUACAGCUCCCUCAAGGAAGACCUGGACAAGGAAGACUCAGAUCUACUCCUCCGCCUCAGGGACUUGGAGGUGCAGAAGCGAGAGGUGGAUUCCCGUCUGGAGAAAACCGGCUCCGAGCUUAAGGAUCUCCAAAAGAGCAACUGGGUCCUGAAGCAGAAUGUGGAGAACAAAGAGGAGCACCUACGCCUUGUCGAGGAGAAGCUGAAGCGCGAAGGAGAGAGUCAAGUCCGGAAGGCCAUGAAGCAGGUUGAAGAACUGCAGCAGCAGAACGGCCGCUUGAAACAGGACGUGCAGAACAUGCACGACAUCUUGGAGACAACUAGCGAGAACAAGAAGUUGUGGGAAGAGAAGAUCAAGGUGCUUGAGGAGAAAAGUGAACAAGAUGAAGCAGAUGGGAAGAGUCGCCAGCAUCGCGUGGCCGACCUUGAGAAGGAAGUUGAAGAGCUUAGAGCCAAAUAUAAUGAAGCACGUGUAUCCCAGCAUGCCCAGGAGAUUGCUUUCUCAGAGCAGAUAGAACGUCUCAGGUCGGCCACUCCCAACCAAGACCUCCCCUCAUCCACCCGGAACUCCAUCACCGACAUCACGCCCCCUGGCCACCCUGACCUCAACCUCACCCACGAUGCGACGGUGGACCAUAGCGUGGACAGUCUGGACGGUCUAGCGGUCAGUCGGAUUAGUCACGAUGACAGUGACCUCAGGAUGGAUGACCUUCAGACUGACCAUGACUUGAGGGCGGGGUCAGUCGUCAGCCUCACAUCUACAGGGUCUGUCCGAAGCACAAGAUCAACAAGAAGUCGCACGCGGAUAGAGAUCACUCUAUCAGGCAAGCGCAGUGAAUCCAGAUCCACAUCCAGAUCCGAAUCGCACUUCGAUUCCAGGUUUGAUGAUUUUGGUGGUAGCCUGAAUAGCCUCGGAGUGGACUUCCCUGAUAACGUGGCCCGCACCCUGGACGAGCUGGAGGCGAGCAGCGCCCAACUCUCGGCUUCCAACCGAAGGGACACCCUUGACACCCAUCGUACAACCGGACCGAGCGGCUUCUUCCUGGUGGGUUGCGGUGAGGAGGAACCUGCUCAUAUCGACUGGGAAGAUCGUCUGGCAGAGCUUCAGCGAAGGAACACCCUCUGCAGGCCCCACCUACGGACAUCCUACCCUGUUGAGACACAGACAAGGGCACCAAAGGAGAUCACCGAGACCGAUCUGCAGGUCGGCUGUGAUACUCGUCGGAGCAGUCUUAUGUUGACGGGGGAUGUGGAGUGUAGUACCAGGAGCUCAACUCGCAAGAGGAAGAGCGAGCAGUUCGAUUUCAAAGCACCAGCUUCAAAGCAAAUGCGUAACACAUCUUCCUGCCAAGAAAUGCCUCCACCCCCUCCCCCAACCACAAAGACCACAGUUAUGACCAGGAAAUCCACAUCACAAUCCAGCAUGCCACAGACCCACCUCACAUCAAGCAGAAAACAUGGAAGCAGCAGCCUUCAUGUCCACAACACUCUCCACAAGAGCGACAGUAAGACCAGCCUGGGUAAGGCCGUGCGGAACAGUCCAAGGCUUGCCGAAAGUAGGGCUACCAGCAGGACCGGUCUGCUAUCCAACUACCCGGCCGGUAAGUCAAGCCGGACCAACCUCGCCAAACAGACCAGCAGAAGUAGCCUUGCCAGCACGACCGGUCGAACGGCCUCCCAGAAUCCAGCGACGCAGAGUUCUAGACCGAGUUCCAGGACUUCAUCCAGAGCUAGUAGGUCCAGCCUAACUGGUAGCAUUGCUAGUAUGGCUACUUCUACGUCCACUUUGAAGAAAUCCAAGGAACCAGAACUGCCAGAAAUUGAUGAGGUUCUGGACCCCAGGCGUGAGAGCAUUGCUUACAGCGUUGGAUUCUCCCCACGUAAGACCAGCAGACGGAGACGAUCCAUGCGCUUUUCUAAGAAGGGCAGUGUGAAGGGUAGCCCUGGUCUCAGUCAGAUGAAGAAGAAGGUCCCCACACCCCAGGGAAAGACAACCCAGAAGAAAACGCCCCAAAAGAAAACCCCAUCUAAAAUGAAAUCCAUGGCAAGAUUCUUUGGAAAAUAAGAAGCAAGAAUCAUCAAUCAUUAACAUAGAGAACAGGGAGAGAGAAGUUUUCAUCGCUCUGAUUUUCUUUUAAUUGAUCAUGUUUUUCUACUAAAUUCAUUUGUCCUCAAUGAUCAGUUAAAAAAAAAAGGUCUGAUUUCCGAUCAACUACAUGGAAUUGAAAAAUAUUUUUCUGUUUUUGUAACUACCUUAUAACUUGGAGGUAGAAGUCGUGUCUAAUUCAUGACCAGUUGUCAGAGAAUUGUUUCUCAUUAUAUUGUCUACAAAUCAGCUCCCACUCUACAAAGUAGUAUUAAGUUAAUUCAUUAUUGACAUGAUUUAUUAAUGCAACCAUUAUUACCAAAUAGCUGAAUAUUAGUGAAAAUGAUGGGUUGUUUUUUUGCAUCCUCUGAUUAAAUAAAAUCUUUUAUUAACAGUGUCAUUCUUCACAUUUAUAAUGAUUUUCAAAUCUGUAUACUCUGUGUGGUAAGUAGUUCGUUCUGAUUGAACUUAUUAUGAUGAAAGUAAUCACUAGAUCAGAGCGUUCUUCUGUACAUAGUUCAUGAAUAAUGACAUUCCUCCUUUGAAUUGGAGUAAAAAUGUCAGAAUCCUGUGUUUUAUAUACCGGUAAUAUAAAAAUAGUAAAUACUUUGUGGGAUAUAAUAACAAAGGCAUAUUAUUUGUAGAUUGUGAACAGUAAGUGUAAAGAUAUUUUGCUUGUAAAUUGUAAUAUCCUCCCUCCCCUUACAAUCAUGUAUAAAUAGUGCCAGAAUGAAUUAUAUGGUGUACAGUUGUAAUUAUGUAAGAUACAGAAAAAUUCUAUUUGUGUUUGAUUCUAUGUAUAUCAACUCUUUAUGUACAGUAUCAUUUCAGAGAUAAUCUUUCAAUAUGUAAAUUCUUUUUGUGUGUUUUUUUUUUAAAUGUGCUUGAUCAUUUUUUCAUCCAUGUAUAUUGAUGAGUUUAUUUAAGUUAUGUUAGGACGCUUGGUGUAUUGUUUGCAUAUGUACAUGUACAGUAUGUAAACAGAUGGAUAGCUUUGGUGAUCAGGACUUGGAGAUGUUUUUGUUUAUCCAGUCUAUUAUAUAUACAUUGGGUUUGAAGGAAUUGGUAAAGUUUUCACAUAAUUUACUGGAACUAAAUAUAGUUGAAUAUUAAAAGCAAUAAAAGGUAAUGCAAUAGAAAUAUUGAACAGGUUUAAAAAAAUAGGGGAAAAUAGUUGGAAAAUAUAGGUUAUAUACAUGUAGCUUAGCAUAAGUGCCUUAAUUUGUAAGAAAUCUUAUACAGUAAAUACAUGUAUUUCAAGAGCUGGAAAAGAAUUGUAACAUGUACAUUAAUUUGCUAUGCCAAUGAUACGAGCGCACGGAAAAUCAGGCCCUGUUAUGUACUGUGAUGACAAAUUAUAUGCAGCUCUACUUGUACUACUAGUAAGUGUAAACAGUGUUGUAAUGGACCAAAACUGAGGGACUGGUCAAAGUGUAUGAGGCAAAAUCCCGGGGGGGGGGGGGGGCAGUCAAAUGUAUUCUGCAUAAAACAAGAAGCCAGCUCUCAUUUUAUCCAUCAAAGAAUGAUGGGGAUGGGAAUAAGUUUGAAAUGUAUGUAUUGUUUAUAUGUUUAAAAUGUGUGGAUAAUCAUGUUCAUAUCUAUAUAGCAUAUGUAUUUAAAUAUUCAUGCAGGUUUUUGUUGACUUUGCAUGAAGUUUCAUAAUAUAAUUGUAAAUAAAGCGUCUAUACUGCCUAGCUUAACAGCA
Molecule: messenger RNA, 7538 nt
Organism: Lytechinus pictus (painted urchin)
Lineage: Eukaryota; Metazoa; Echinodermata; Echinoidea; Temnopleuroida; Toxopneustidae
Product: restin homolog
Exons: 21
Coding region: 134-5812 (1892 amino acids)
Source: RefSeq, a predicted model, not a curated record